This is a messenger RNA of Monosiga brevicollis MX1, 1059 nucleotides long. RefSeq lists its product as uncharacterized. The record is from RefSeq and is a predicted model, not a curated record. Lineage: Eukaryota; Choanoflagellata; Craspedida; Salpingoecidae. The transcript has a single exon. The coding region runs from base 1 to 1059 and encodes 352 amino acids.
AUGGCGGACAACGACCAAAGCAAUGUCAAUCAGAUCGCAACGCAGGUGACCGAUUUACUCGAGCAACUGCCGAGAGACUUGCUUGAACUCGUCCAUUUCAGCACGGCCUGUCAAGCAGUGCAGGGCGUGCGCUAUGGUUUUCGGCAACUCCAGCUUGAGGGCUGGCGGGACGAGACGUCAACGCCCACUGCCUGGCCAGCACUGCUUGAGAAGCUGGCAACUGCUAUGAGGCUCGUGCCACAAGCUGAUUUGAGCAAAUUGAAUCAGUAUGAUCGCGAAGAUUUAUUGAAGCACUUGAAACAACUGCCCGAUUUGGUUCAGACAUGGAAACGCGACUGUGAAGCCAAUAGAUUGAAGCUCGAAGGUGCUGCGAAACACUUCCAAUCUGGAGCCAACAGCUUGCUUGAAAGCCUGCCAAACGGCUCUGUGUUGCUCAUUUCGACGGGAUCUAGCCCUUAUUGGCUUUCCAAAACAUGCCAACUCUGCUCAGGCACUCUCCAGACCAUUUACCUGCCUUUCUCUGGUCAAAGCAAGUUCAGUUCCAACAAGGUCGACUUUUACUCACAGGCCCAGGAAGCUCGACGGAACGAGUACAAAAAGAAUUUUGAUGAGCGUGUGAUGUCUCCAGUGAUCGAAAAGUGGAGAUGCGAACUUGAGAAGCAAGUGGAAAGCAGCGAGUCGAUGGAAGCCUUUUUGAGUGGGUUUGACCACGUCGUUUUGGUCGACCAGCUGCAGAGUUAUGGUACAGUGUAUUACGCUGCCCACAUCAUCAGUGAGCUGUGCAAAGACACUUCAUUGCACCUUUUUACGACGACUAAAAACUUUGACACCAAUGGUAUCGACAUCCCUUUUAAGGUUCACGGUGUUGAGCUGCCCAUCAUAACGGCCUUGAACCAAGGCGGCAGCUCCUCCUUCUCCGAUGCCGUCUGCCCAAUCGAAAGCAUGGUCUGGAAAGAUGGCAAAGCCAUGUUUGAGGAGCGGAAGGAGUUCUCACAACCUCUCCAUGACCGCUUGGGGAACAUGGUGAAGGAGUUGCUGCAACAACAGAAUACGGUUUGA